Molecule: messenger RNA, 531 nt
Organism: Funneliformis caledonium
Lineage: Eukaryota; Fungi; Glomeromycota; Glomeromycetes; Glomerales; Glomeraceae
Source: the annotation of a GenBank genome assembly
AUGUCAAGAGGUUAUGACAAUUAUAACAGGCAUAUUUGCCUCAUCCCAAUCCCAGACUUGUCUCGUUUAAAACGAGACGUUGGGAUUUAUAUUUCAGGAGGAAUGUUUGCAUUAGGGUGGUGGUUUUUCAUUGAUUCUGUAGUGUACUCUAAUUACCUGAGACGAAAUGGUGAUGAUGAUACGGUUCCUUUUGUAAGUUUCGAAGAUUGGUUGUGCGGAAUUUUUAGCACGUUAGGAAUGAUAAUCGUUAAUUUAAUUGACAAAUCUCGCCUAACGAACGAGUACAUGGGAUCAGGAUCUGCAACGAGAGGAGCUCGUCUUUGCUUAUUUGUAGGAUUUGCCGCAAUGGCCGGUGGGCUCGCCGGAUCUUGUACUGUGUUAAUUCUUAAAUAUAUUGUAGCUAAUAUUGAAAUGCCCUAUCUAUAUUUUGGAAUUGCCUUGGUCAUCCAAAAUUUAUUCAUCAUGAUCAGUUCUUUUAUGCUUUGGAUUGCACAAAGUACUGAGGAAGAAUACAAUCAUAAUUUUCUUUAA